UAAAGAGAUCUCGCCGAGUUGUCACCGCACGGAAAAAAGGUGUUGCGCGGUUGAGACGCCCCAAAAAAACGCGACUUUUUUUGAGGGUCGAUUCUUUGAAGACUUUGCAAUGGGGAAGGACAAGCAAAUGGCGGCCGAGAUCCGCAAGAAACUUGUGGUGGUGGGCGACGGCGCAUGCGGGAAAACGUGUCUCCUGAUCGUGUUCAGCAAAGACGAGUUCUUGGAGUUGUACGUCCCGACCGUUUUCGAAACUUACGUGGCGGACAUCGAGGUGGACUCCAAGAAGGUCCAACUGGCCCUGUGGGACACCGCGGGCCAGGAGGACUACGACCGGCUCCGCCCGCUCUCCUACCCGGACACGAACGUUAUUUUGAUGUGCUUCUCCGUGGACAGCCCGGACUCGCUGGAAAACAUCCCGGAGAAGUGGGUGCCCGAGGUGAAACACUUCUGCCCCAACGUGCCCAUCAUUCUGGUGGCCAACAAGAAGGAUCUACGCAACGACGAGAACGUCAAGAACGAGCUGUCCCGACUUAAGAUGGAGCCGGUGAGGCCCGAAGACGGCCGAGCCAUGGCCGCGCGCAUCGGCGCCCACGAUUAUUUGGAAUGCUCGGCCAAGACUAAAGAGGGGAUCUGGGAGGUGUUCGAGGCGGCGGCGAGGGCGGCUUUGAAAAAGCAAAGGUCCCCACCGCCGAAUAUUUUCAACCGGUGCGCUUUUCUGUGACUGGGUGGCUCCAAGGACUCGCCGAGACGUGUUGUUUAAGGCCUGUUGGGGCAGUGCCGCUCCCUGACAAAGUGUGGCCCAAAAAAAAAAAAAAAAAAGAGAGGAAGAGGA
Molecule: messenger RNA, 832 nt
Organism: Hippocampus comes (tiger tail seahorse)
Lineage: Eukaryota; Metazoa; Chordata; Actinopteri; Syngnathiformes; Syngnathidae
Product: rho-related GTP-binding protein RhoB-like
Exons: 1
Coding region: 110-721 (203 amino acids)
Biological process (GO): small GTPase-mediated signal transduction
Molecular function (GO): GTP binding; GTPase activity
Source: RefSeq, a predicted model, not a curated record